GCGGACGAGCGGGACCCAGCGGAGCUGCCAUGUGCGAGGCGGCGGGGCCCGAUGGAGAGUGCGGUGCCCACAUGGCACCGCCACGGCGCCGACGAGCCCCAGCAGACAGCCACCCACGGCCCUGCAUGAAGUGUAGGCAGGGCUCUGCCUCCCUCAUCAUCCGUGUUGGGGACGCCUUCUGCCGAGACUGCUUCCGUGAGUACUUUGUGCACAAGUUCCGUGCCAUGCUGGGCAAGAACCGAGUCAUCUUCCCAGGAGAGAAGGUGUUGCUGGCACUGUCGGGGGGGGCAGCCUCCAGCGCCAUGCUCCGCCAGGUCCAGGAGGGGCUCAGCCGAGAGACGGCCAAGAGGCUCCGCUUCAUCCCUGGCCUCAUCUACGUUGACGAGGGAGCAGUGCGCAGGCAGAGCCUGGCACAGCGGGAGAGUAACCUGGCCCACAUGGAGACACUGCUGCAGGCCACCGGCUUCCCCUACCACCUAGUGCACCUGGAGGAGGCCUUGGAGCUGCCUGCAUCCAUCCUGCGGCCGGGGACGAGGGGGUCCCAAGAGCCUGGGCCCUCCUACAAGGAAGCUGUGGAGGGCUUCAUCCAGGAGCAGCAGCAGGAUGGGGACAGGGAUGGUGGCACUUCACUGCCUGGCCUUGGCACUGAGAAUGUGCCCCCUGCCAGCCCCCACUUGCCCACUGCUGCCCAAACCCAGAAGCUGCUGCAGCUCUUUGAAGCUGUGGAGACGACAACAGCAAGAGAGGAGCUGCUGCAGAUGCUGCGGACCCACCUCAUCCUGCAGACAGCCCGGACCCGGGGCUACGCCAAGGUGAUGACAGGCGAGAGCUGCACCCGUGUGGCCAUCAAGGUCCUCACCAACAUGUCGCUGGGUCGUGGCGCCUUCGUGGCUGUUGAUACGGGCUUCAUGGAUGACCGCCACGGCGACGUGAUGGUGGUGCGGCCCAUGCGGGACUACACGGCCAAGGAGAUCGCCUUCUACAACCACUUCUUUGGCGUCCCCACCAUGACUGUGCCACCCCUCUUCACCAAGCGCCGGGAGAAGCCCAGCAUCCACCACCUGGUCGAAGACUUCCUCCUGGGGCUUCAGGAGGACUUCCCCUCCACCAUCAGCACUGUCUACCGGACAAGUGAGAAGCUGAGCCCAGACCCAGCCAAGGCGAGCUGCGAGGAGGAGCGCUGCCUGCUCUGCCUCUGUGCCCUGGACAUCGCUUGGGAGGAGGACUUGGCCCUGGAGCCCACACUGAUCCUGGAGGAACCAGAGAAGAACGGAUGCUGCCAGGAUGUCCCAGCAGCAUGUGCUGAGCGCAAAGCUGCCUUCAUCCCACUGCUGUGCUACGGCUGCCGUCUCACCUUCAAGGAACUGGGUCCCCUUGCCACGCUGCCACCCUAUGUGCGCACUGAGGGACAGCGCAGGAUCCACAGAGCAGAGAUGAUGCAGCAGAGACAGCAGGCUCUGGAGGAUGAGGAGCCUAGCCAGAGCUGAAGGGGCUGGGACAGGGGGGCCACAGAGGUUCCCCCCCUAUCCCUCUG
This is a messenger RNA of Dryobates pubescens (Downy woodpecker), 1534 nucleotides long. It is a transcript of the gene CTU2, whose product is annotated as cytosolic thiouridylase subunit 2. Gene Ontology annotation, cellular component: cytosol. Lineage: Eukaryota; Metazoa; Chordata; Aves; Piciformes; Picidae. The transcript is spliced from 15 exons. Bases 30 to 1487 code for a protein of 485 amino acids. The record is from RefSeq and is a predicted model, not a curated record. Gene Ontology annotation, biological process: tRNA wobble position uridine thiolation. Gene Ontology annotation, molecular function: tRNA binding; sulfurtransferase activity.